Messenger RNA from Gadus macrocephalus (Pacific cod), 4100 nucleotides. RefSeq lists its product as uncharacterized. Lineage: Eukaryota; Metazoa; Chordata; Actinopteri; Gadiformes; Gadidae. Gene Ontology annotation, cellular component: nucleus. Gene Ontology annotation, molecular function: DNA-binding transcription factor activity, RNA polymerase II-specific; RNA polymerase II cis-regulatory region sequence-specific DNA binding. Gene Ontology annotation, biological process: regulation of transcription by RNA polymerase II. The record is from RefSeq and is a predicted model, not a curated record. The transcript has 6 exons. The coding region runs from base 203 to 1765 and encodes 520 amino acids.
GUGUAAUUCGGGGCAUAUAAAGGCUGGGACCAUAAGAUAAUUACUUUCUCUCCAUUGAAACCCAUUCAUAUUUUUCGAUCCCAUAGGUCCAAUGUGCUCUACCGGAAGGGAUGUGACUUCGCCACUAUUUUGUUGUCGGAUCUACUAGAUCUACAUCACAGGGUCAGUUUCUUUCAGUCUCGCCGGAGGUCGAGUGAUAAAGAUGUCGCCGAGCGGCUCCAAUUUGAAAGAACAGCUUUCGUACAUAAUGGACGUACUUGCGAAAGCGGCUGUAUCUGAAAUAUGCCAACUGUUCUCGGAAGGCUCGACUUCCCUUCGCUUACAAAUAACUCACAGCCUGGAAGAAAACGAAGCGCUGAGGAAGAGGAUGAAGGUGAUGAAAAGUGAGCUGUUUUCUUUGCGGCUUCAAACGAGAUCAAAUGCACCGCGUGUGGCAAGUCGUUUCGCCCUGGCUCGAGCCAACAUCUGCAAACCACGGACUAAACCACUGGGGAAUGAACACUGUGAUGCCUUUGGAGAUCGCAGAACACGGCAAGGCGCCUACUCGGAGAGUCUGCGUGUGGACGCCCCUGGCUCCUCCCACAUGUCCAGUCUCAACGGGGAGCAGCGGAUCCUGAGCGUCCACGUAGAAGGGGAGGGCCCACUAGCGAUCGACGGCCAUGACACCCUCUUCACUGCGUCUGAACUGGAGGCCCUGAGCUCGCCGUCUGCGGACCACGUCCACCGUGAGCAGCAGACUGUGCAGCUGCACACCCCAGUCGCAGUUUUUAUCAAGGAUGAAGAGGAUAUUGGUGGAGGCAUGGACGCCGAAGAACACUACGAUGCCUUUGGAGACCGCAGCACACAGCAAGGCGCCUACUCGGAGAGUCUCCGUGUGGACGCCCCUGGCUCCUCCCACAUGUCCAGUCUCAACGGGGAGCAGCGGAUCCUGAGCGUCCACGUAGAAGGGGAGGGCCCACUAGCGGUCGACGGCCAUGACACCCUCUUCACUGCGUCUGAACUGGAGGCCCUGAGCUCGCUGUCUGCGGACCAAGUCCACCGUGAGCAGCACGCUGCGCAGCUGCACACCCCAGUCGCAGUUUUUAUCAAGGAUGAAGAGGAUAUUGGUGGAGGCAUGGACGCCGAAGUAGACUGCAAUGACAUCAGAGACUGCAGCACACAGCGUGGCGCCAACUCGCAGAGUCUGUGUGUGGACGCCCCUGGCUCCUCCCACAUGUCCAGUCUCAACGGGGAGCUGCGGAUCCUGAGCGUCCACGGAAAAGGGCAAGGCCCACUGGCAGUGGACGGUCGUGACACCCUCUUCACCGUGUCCGAAGUGGAGGCCCUGAGCCCGCUGUCUGCGGACCAAAGCCUGGCCAUGAGCCUGGACUGCGGCGAGCGGCUCGUCCACCGCGAGGUGCCGACUGGGCCUCGGGGGGGGCGCAAGGGCUGUGUCGUGUGUGGCAGGGAGUUUCCCAACUAUGCCAAGGUGAUGGUCCACAUGCGUACCCACACCGGUGAGAAGCCGUACGGGUGCGACCAAUGUCAGAUGCGCUUCCAACAGAAAAGCAACCUGAAGCUCCAUAUGAGGACUCACUCUGGGGAAAAGCCCUUCAGGUGUGACCAAUGCGUGCGGCGCUUUAGUCAGAAAUCCAACCUGAAGAUCCACUUGAGGACUCACUCCGGGGAGAAGCCCUGUGUGUGUCUGCAGUGCAACGUCUGCUUCAGCGACCCCAGCAAUUUGCUUAGGCACAUGCUCAAGCACACGGGCAACGGGACACUUUGAUUACAAUUAGGGCAUUUAGCAGACGCUUUUAUCCAAAGCGACUUGCAUCGGUUAAUACACACAUUGACACACCGACUGUUCUGCCUUCCGUAGGAAUUGCAUUGUUUUUCAGUUUGUGUUCGUGUACAUCUUGCCUUAGUUUGGUAAAUACUUCCACCCUGUGGUCAAAUUGUGAUACUGGCGUCAGUAUAAACAACUGCAAACCUACUUCCGUUCCUCUUCGUGAUUCACUCUACACGGAAAGUUCACGCUGUAAUAUCGCCCCUGCAAUCUAUCGAAAAUACGUUUUGAACUUUGAAAUUAUUUGUCUGUAAGUAACUCUCGCAGGUAUCCUACAUUAUGUUAAAUGAAAUUAUUUAGUUCAAGCGAAUUCCCCCCGAAGUAUUGCAUUAACAUUUCUGAACUUAUGUUAUGGUGACCAUUAAAAUACAUUGAAGGACAUUUGCAGCAUGUUAAAGAAAUACUUUGGGGGGAAUUCACUUGAACGAAGUCAUUUCAUUUGACAUAAUGUAGGAUACCCACCUCCGUUCAGUAGGACGCCCUCUUCAGUUCUCCAGAAAGAAGGGUAUCCCGCGCAAAGAGUAUUCUGCGAUCUUUGUAGCUCCAUGGCUGGCACGCGUUGUGUCCCAGUGUAAUUUGAGAAAUGCAUCCCUGCCGGCGAUUUUCAUUGGAUUAGGAAAUUAUGGGCGGAACUAUUUUGUCCCGCCCACGGACGCUCUGGCAUCUACGGAUACGAAUACUUUUGCUACACAUUUAGCACCAUAGAUAUACAGGACUGUCUCAGAAAAUUAGAAUAUUGUGAUAAAGUUCUUUAUUUGCUGUAAUGCAAUUAAAAAAAAAAAAAAAAAAAAGUCAUACAUUCUGGAUUCAUUACACAUCUACUGAAAUAUUGCAAGCCUUUUAUUAUUUUAAUAUUGCUGAUUAUGGCAUACAGCUUAAGAAAACUCAAAAAUCCUAUCUCAAAAAAUUAGAAUAUUUCCUCAGACCAAGUAAAAAAAAAAGAUUUAUAACGGCAAAACAAAACAAACAUUUGAAAAUGUCAAUUAAUGCACUCAGUACUUGGUUGGGAAUCCUUUUGUACGGAUUACUGCAUCAAUGCGGCGUGGCAUGGAGGCAAUCAGCCUGUGGCAUUGCUGAGGUGUUAUGGAUGCCCAGGAUGCUUCAAUAGCGGCCUUUAGCUCAUUUGCAUUAUUGGGUCUGGUGUCUCUCUGCUUCUUCUUCACAAUACCCCACAAAUUCUCUAUGGGGUUCAGGUCAGGGGAGUUGGCAGGCCAAUCGAGGACAGUAAUGCCAUGGUCAGUACACCAGUUACUGGUGGUUUUGGCACUGUGGGCAGGGGCCAGAUCAUGCUGGAAAAUGAAAUCAUCUCCAUAGAGCUUUUCAACAGUUGGAAGCAUGUAGUGCUCUAAAAUCUCUUGGUACACAGCUGCAUUGACUCUGGACUUGAUGAAACACAGCGGACCAACACCAGCAGCUGACAUGGCUCCCCAAACCAUUGCUGACUGUGGGAACUUCACACUGGAUUUCAAGCAACUUGGAUUUUGCUCCUCUCCAGCCUUCCUCCAGACUCUAGCGCCUUGACUUACAAAUGAAAUACAAAACUUGCUUUCGUCUGAAAACAGGACUCUGGACCACUCUGCAACUGUCCAGUGCUUCUUUUCCAUAGCCCAAGUCAGACGCUUCUUCCGUUGUCUUGAGUUCAGGAGUGGCUUGACCAUGGGAAUACGGCUAUUGUAGCCCAUUUCCCGGACACGUCUGUGAACAGUGGCUUUUGAUACCUGGACUCCAGCUUCAGUCCACUGUCUUUGAAGCUCCCCCAAAUUCUGGAAGCGGCUCUUCUUCACAAUGCUGUUAAGGCUGCGGUCCUCUCUCUUGGUUGUGCAGCGUUUCCUGCCACAUUUCCUCCUUCCAACAGACUUUUUGUGAAUGUGCUUUGAAACUGCACUCUGUGAACAGCCUGCUCUUUUGGAAAUUUAUUUUUGUGUCUUACCCUCCUGAUGGAGGGUGUCAAUGAUGGUCCUCUGGACAGCAGUCAGGUCAGCAGUCUUCCCCAUACUUGUGAUUUUUUUUAAAGGCUCAGGGAAACCCUUGCAGGUGUUUCGAGUUAAUUAGACGAUUCAAGUGAUUAGUUAAAUAGCCUGCUAUUAUACUUUUUCAUGAUAUUCUAAUAUUUUGAGAUAGGAUAUUUGAGUUUUCUUAAGCUGUAUGCCAUAAUCAGCAAUAUUAAAACGACAAAAGGCUUGCAAUAUUUCAGUUGAUGUGUAAUGAAUCCAGAAUGUAUGACAUUUUCAUGUUUUUAGUUGCAUUACAGAAAAUAAAGGACUUUAUCACAAUA